Messenger RNA from Effrenium voratum, 322 nucleotides. The record is from the annotation of a GenBank genome assembly. Lineage: Eukaryota; Dinophyceae; Suessiales; Symbiodiniaceae.
GAAGAAGACCUCAUGGCGGCGCAAGCCACGCGCAUUAAAGGCGCCGCGCAGCCAGGCGAAGCUGGGGAAGAAGAGGAAGAAGAGGCCGAGGCAGAGACGCCAGAGGACGCGACCGCCAAGGCGCAGCGAAUCGCCCGCGCGGAACAGAUGUCCCAGCUGUCCAAAGAAGUCUGGGGCGGGUCGGCCGCGUCCCGCGAGGGCGACCCGAACUUCGCCCAACACUACGCCGACAUGGCGGCCAAGCCGGCCGUGGAAGACCACGACGAGCUAGAGGAGGCGGCCAAGGCCUCCCGUGCCAAGGGGGAGAAAGCCAGCAAGGGAG